CUUCAUUCUCCCUCAACCUCUCUUGUCUCUCCUCCCACAGUUUUCCUUUCUCCUCCCUCCCAGCCGUUCUCCCUCAGUGCCUAGCUCUCCUAUGUCCCGUCUCAUGGCGCUGCUCUGUACAUCCGGGCCUCCGCACACCGCCUGACUCCCUCACCACUUAUAGCGCUCCGUGCCUGGUCUUACUCACCACUCAACACCGCUGCUCAGGCUUCGGCCUACUACCCUUCUAGGACUACUUCAGGGGUUUAAGGGCCAUGUCUAACCAAGGAUCCAGAAGAAACGGACCCGUUAAAUUACGGCUGACAGUUCUGUGUGCGAAGAACUUGGUGAAAAAGGAUUUCUUCACAGGGCUACCGGAUCCCUUUGCUAAGGUGGUUGUCGAUGGAUCUGGGCAAUGCCACUCAACUGACACUGUGAAGAACACUCUUGAUCCAAAGUGGAACCAGCAUUAUGACCUAUACAUUGGGAAAUCAGACUCCAUAACUAUCAGUGUGUGGAACCACAAGAAGAUCCACAAGAAGCAGGGCGCUGGAUUCCUUGGCUGUGUCAGACUUUUGUCUAAUGCAAUCAAUCGUCUAAAGGAUACUGGCUAUCAGAGACUGGAUCUAUGCAAACUCGGGCCAAAUGACAAUGAUACUGUUCGAGGACAGAUUGUAGUCAGUCUUCAGUCCAGAGACCGUAUAGGAACUGGUGGGCAGGUUGUGGAUUGCAGUAGGCUGUUUGACAACGAUUUACCAGAUGGACCAGCUUCAGAAUACUCCAGUCCUGGGAGACCACUGAGCUGCUUUGUGGAUGAAAACACUCCAAUUGUGUCUACCAAUGGAGCAAGCUGUGGACAAAGCUCAGACCCCAGACUUGCAGAAAGAAGGGUUCGGUCACAAAGACACAGGAAUUACAUGAGCAGAACACAUUUACACACCCCUCCUGACUUACCUGAAGGAUAUGAACAGAGAACUACACAGCAAGGGCAGGUGUAUUUUCUGCACACACAGACUGGGGUGAGCACUUGGCAUGACCCAAGAGUGCCGAGGACAUUAAAUGGAAUGAGCUGUGAUUCUUUCGGGAGGCUGCCGUCCGGCAGAGCACUAAAUAGCAGCAUUUUUGCAAGAAUUGAUUUUUUUUUAGACCACUUCGAUCGCCAGAACCAACUUAAAGAUCACCAUCAGCAGCAGCAACAGCAACAGGUGGUUUCCGUAUGUCAGCUUCCCGAUGAGGUAGAGUGCCUAACUGUUCCUCGGUAUAAGAGGGACCUUGUGCAGAAGCUGAAGAUCUUGAGACAAGAAUUGUCUCAGCAGCAGCCACAGGCAGGUCACUGUCGCAUAGAAGUGUCUCGAGAAGAGAUCUUUGAGGAAUCUUACAGACAGGUGAUGAAGAUGAGACCUAAAGAUCUAUGGAAGAGAUUAAUGAUAAAAUUCCGGGGUGAAGAGGGUCUGGAUUAUGGAGGGGUUGCCAGAGAAUGGCUAUACCUGCUGUCACAUGAAAUGUUAAAUCCAUACUACGGCCUCUUCCAGUAUUCACGAGAUGAUAUUUACACUCUACAGAUAAAUCCAGAUUCUGCAGUAAACCCGGAACAUCUAUCAUAUUUCCAUUUCGUGGGUCGCAUCAUGGGCAUGGCAGUGUUUCACGGGCAUUACAUCGAUGGGGGUUUCACGCUACCAUUCUACAAGCAACUGCUCGGGAAGUCCAUUACCUUGAGUGACAUGGAAUUGGUGGAUCCUGAUCUCCAUAACAGUCUAGUGUGGAUUUUAGAGAAUGAUAUCACAGGGGUGCUAGACCAUACAUUUUGUGUGGAACACAGUGCAUAUGGUGAGCUAAUUCAGCAUGAAUUAAAACCCAAUGGAAAAAGUAUCCCGGUUACUGAAGAUAGUAAAAAAGAGUAUGUCAGGUUAUACGUGAACUGGCGGUUUUUACGUGGGAUAGAGGCUCAGUUUCUUGCUCUGCAGAAAGGAUUUAAUGAAGUAAUUCCGCAACAUCUGUUGAAGACAUUUGACGAAAAGGAGUUAGAGUUAAUUAUCUGUGGCCUUGGGAAGAUUGACGUGAAUGACUGGAAAUCAAACACACGGUUAAAACACUGCACGUCAGAGAGCAAUAUUGUAAAAUGGUUCUGGAAGGCAGUGGAGUCUUUUGAUGAAGAGAGGAGAGCACGUCUGCUUCAGUUUGUUACUGGGUCUUCCAGAGUACCACUUCAAGGAUUCAAGGCAUUACAAGGUGCUGCAGGUCCUCGACUUUUCACCAUCCAUCAGAUUGAUGCCAGCACAAAUAACUUGCCUAAGGCUCACACAUGCUUCAACCGCAUAGACAUCCCACCUUAUGAAAACUACGACAAGCUCUAUGAGAAACUGCUAACAGCCAUUGAAGAGACUUGUGGAUUUGCAGUGGAAUGAUGGACAUCAGCUGAAUUUAUUUUAUUUAUAUACCCCUAUCAGUUAGGGAGGCUGUCCCCCAUUCACGUUAUUGUGCUUGAAAUGCCAGAAAUGGGGAGACUUGCUCCAAGGGACACUGUGAUACAGGAGAAUAACGGACAAUUUUUUGAAAUCUCAUAUAAAUAUAUAAAUAUAUAUAUAUAUUAUUAUUAUAUAUUUUUUUCAUUGAUAAAAAGUUGUUUGCCUCGUGCUUACAACUAAGCUGCUAUUUAAAAACAAAUAUCUUGAACAUUACAGAGAAUGCUGACUUUUUAUUAUAAAGUGGCGUUUCAUAUAGACUACUAUUUUUUAUAAGAAAUGGACUAUCAACUACAUUCCUCUUUCGGAUCCCACAAAAAGAAACAACUUGGUCAUCGGUACAAACAGGGCUAUAGGCAGGAGGAAGUGUCUGUCCCAGGACUAUCCGUUGGCAGUCUACCCCACCUCCUUAAUAUCAAGAAGGUCCUAUCACAGCAUCCUCAAAUGGGAGAGCCCACUAACACUGUGGCCCAGUGAAAAUGUUGCUGGAUACUGACUGGAUGUAUUUUUUUUGUCUUUUCCUUCAUAUCGUUUCAUCAUUUAUAUACUUUACAGCCCCAUCUGUACACCACUUUUUAUUUUGUUGAUAUAUUUGAAAAUCGGCCCCAGUUUACUAAUUUAACACAUUAUACCGUCACUUCUCAUUUCUGUGGGUCUAAAUGUACUUUUGUGUUUUAAUAAUUUAAGCAAUUUGGCUUUAAAAAAAAAAGUUACUUUUUACAUACGUUGAGUCCUCAGUACAUUUUCAUUACAUGCUAUUACAGUUUGUCAAGUUGAAAUGUCAGCCACUGAUUCCAUAUCACUAAAUGUUUUGCAAAAAUGCCA
This is a messenger RNA of Bombina bombina (fire-bellied toad), 3266 nucleotides long. RefSeq names its product SMAD specific E3 ubiquitin protein ligase 2 (gene SMURF2). The coding region runs from base 255 to 2384 and encodes 709 amino acids. The transcript is spliced from 21 exons. Gene Ontology annotation, molecular function: ubiquitin protein ligase activity; protein binding. The record is from RefSeq and is a predicted model, not a curated record. NCBI's taxonomy places the organism in Eukaryota, Metazoa, Chordata, Amphibia, Anura, Bombinatoridae. Gene Ontology annotation, biological process: negative regulation of BMP signaling pathway; ubiquitin-dependent protein catabolic process.